AAUAAUAACAUUCAGUCACAUGUUAGCAUAGUCUCGGGACUACCGUUUUAUUAGGAAUUUAAAUAAUAAAUUUAAAAGUAAAUAAUAAAAUAUAUAAUUAACAUAUACAUCAAAUAAAGUGGUUAUGAUGAAGUAUCUUCUUUUAUGCCUGCUGCUGGCGGUGACUCAGAUCGAAUCACAAACAACGUUGGAUCCUAUACAUCAACAGUGGCUGCAAAGUUUUCUGACUACGCCGAAGUCUUUAGACCCCACAGCCAAAUCGGGUGAGUGUAUAACGAAAGACCAGCUUCGAGGCCGGUGUGUGAAGCCGAGCGAGUGUGCAGACAACGCGUCUGAUGAAGAAAUAGAUCUGACCGCAAUUGGUGUAUACAGGGCGUUGGACUGCCACUAUCUGUUGAAGUGUUGUCCCAGGAAGCUGAUAAUCACGAAGCCGGCCACAAAACCGCCUCCAGUGACCGUCGCGCCCCGCGUGGGCUGCGGCUGGCCAAUGCCUGACUUAACCAACAUCAGGACGACCGGUACCGACUACGCGAGCUUUGGAGACUUCCCUUGGAUGGUGGCUCUCUUACGCAAAACUUCCAAGAUUUGGGAACAAAAGGAUUACUUGGGGGGAGGCUCAUUGAUUCACCCCUGGGUUGUCAUGACAACGGCGCAUAAGGUCAGCGAUUUAAGCAAAAACGAGAUCAAAUGUCGUGCAGGAGAAUGGGAUACUCAGACGCUCAAUGAGGAAUAUGAACACCAAGAGAGAGACGUGGCCAAGAUUGUAUCUCACGAGGGGUUGUGGUUAAAAAAGGGCAUUAAUAACAUAGCCCUGUUAAUUCUCCAGAAGCCCUUUGAUUUGGUUGGAGCCCCUCACAUUGGUAUCGCAUGUUUAGGACAGUCUAUGCCCAGUGAAGGAACGAAAUGUAUAAGUAUGGGCUGGGGCCAAACAGAGUUCAACAAGCCAGACGAAUAUGCAGUUAUAUUAAAAAAGGUGGAACUACCGAUAUACAACAGAGACCAAUGUCAAGUGAAUCUGCGUAAAUACAAAAAGCUUCGCAAAUGGACACUACAUGAUUCUAUGAUGUGUGCCGGGGGGGUGGAAGGCGUUGACACUUGUUCUGGAGACGGAGGAUCACCACUGGUCUGCGAAAUAGAUGGGGACGCCGACUCAAAACGCUAUGCCGUAUAUGGAAUGGUCUCUUUUGGACUAGAAUGCGGAAGAAAAGAUACGCCCGGGGUGUACACUGAUGUCACUUAUGUAUAUGACUGGGUGAAGAAGACAAUGACAGCAGAAGGCCUGCCUACUGACAGUUUUGUGUAUUAAGGAGGAUUCAUGCUACACUGUGUCGCGACCAAAUAUCAAUGAUCAAAUAUUAUUGUAUACUUUUUGUAUGAAUUGAUUUAUGCUUGAUCAUGGCUUAGGGGCACGGAGCAACGGGAAUGGGAAUCAUGCUCUAAUCUAGAAGUCAUUUUUAUGUAUAAUAAGGCUUAUAAUAAAAUAUACGCAAUC
Molecule: messenger RNA, 1492 nt
Organism: Colias croceus (clouded yellow)
Lineage: Eukaryota; Metazoa; Arthropoda; Insecta; Lepidoptera; Pieridae
Product: phenoloxidase-activating factor 2-like
Exons: 9
Coding region: 125-1306 (393 amino acids)
Biological process (GO): proteolysis
Molecular function (GO): serine-type endopeptidase activity
Source: RefSeq, a predicted model, not a curated record